This is a messenger RNA of Candida dubliniensis CD36, 1320 nucleotides long. RefSeq lists its product as uncharacterized. Bases 1 to 1320 code for a protein of 439 amino acids. The record is from RefSeq and is a predicted model, not a curated record. Lineage: Eukaryota; Fungi; Ascomycota; Pichiomycetes; Serinales; Debaryomycetaceae. The transcript has a single exon.
AUGUUUUCUCCAUUCUACAACGGUGAUUAUUCCUACGACCAACCAAUUGAUUUCGAGUCGCUUUUCGACUUGUUGCAUCAACAUCAGUUUUAUUAUAAAGAAAACACUCGUCCAAGAGUUAUCAAGAAGUUAGAAACUGAGGACGAGUUCCAAAUCCAGAUUUAUAAACCAUACGGUAACUACAAUAAUUAUGAGGUGAAUGUUAUCAAAUCGAACCCUCCGAUUGUCAAAGUUGUUAUCAGUUCGAUUCAGGACAAUUUCAAAACUAUUUUGCCAUUUAAUGUCAACUAUAUUGAUAUCGAUAAUAUCAAUUGGCAAUGGUACAAGCAGCAAAACGUAUUGGUGUUGAACAUUCCCAAAAGAAUCCACUAUGUCCAUCUGAAUGUGCAAGAUAUACUCAAUUGCUUGUUAGGCUGCAAUGAUGUCGAGACCGCUCAACAUGAUAAACCAACUACUGAUGCUUUGAAAACUCCAAACCAAAAACCACAAACUAAAAAAAAUAUCCAAGGCAAAGCUAAUGCCAGUCAAAAAAAGGAAGAAUUUGCCAAAGUAAAAAAAGAAACUGCUGCUCAGAAAAAGGCCAGUGAAGACUUUGGCGACGCCAACCUUAAAGACUCAAUUGAAGAACAUGAACAUUUAAUCGAACAAGCUGCAAACGCUUUAAAAAGUGCAACAGAAACUUCUUCCAAGCAGGAUUUAAAUGCCAAGGCUAAUGCAUUAAGUGCUGGUGCUCAAGCUGCUGCAGAAGCUAAACACAAGGAAGAAUUGGAAAGAACCAAACAAGAACUUGAGGCACAAAAGAAAGCAGCCCAUGAUAAAAUUGUCAAGGCUCAACAAGAGCUUGAAGAGAUUGCCAAAAAGGAAGCCGAAGCUGUGAAGUUGCAUGAAGCUGCUAAACAAAAAGAAUUAGAAGAACAAAAACGUAAGGCAGAAUCAGAAGAACAAAAAGCAAAGGAAAAAGAAAACUUGGAACAAAAGCAGUACGAUGAAUUUGUCAAACAACAACAAGAAUUCCUCAAACAGUUUUUCGGGUUUAAUUUAGGACCAGCUAUCCCCACUAAAGAUGGUGCUAAUGCGUUUUACACUGCUGCUAAACUGGCCAAAAAGCAAAAACCAAAAGUAGCACCAAAACCAAAACAAUUGCAAACUCAACCAGCCAAACAAGCAAAAGAUGAAGAGGAAUCCAUUCCGUCUGAACCAGAAACAGAGCCUGAAUCAUCCAAGUCACACAACUCGAAUGAAAAUUUGCAUAAGCAUCCUUCUUUAGAAGAGGUUGAAGACGAAGAGUCGGUAAUGUUCAGAAAAAGAUUUGGUCAUUAG